This is a messenger RNA of Plenodomus lingam JN3, 882 nucleotides long. RefSeq lists its product as uncharacterized. Gene Ontology annotation, molecular function: phosphopantothenoylcysteine decarboxylase activity; FMN binding. Lineage: Eukaryota; Fungi; Ascomycota; Dothideomycetes; Pleosporales; Leptosphaeriaceae. The record is from RefSeq and is a predicted model, not a curated record. Gene Ontology annotation, cellular component: phosphopantothenoylcysteine decarboxylase complex. Gene Ontology annotation, biological process: coenzyme A biosynthetic process.
AUGCCUGUCGAGAUCCACAACCUGCAGCUUCUGGAUCUCAAGCCGGUACAACACCAAGUCCACGAAUCUAUGGCACUAGAUCCUUUCGCCUUAAAUGGCCACCAUGACGAUGACAACAUCCAUAUUCUCCUAUGCGCAUCAGGCUCCGUCGCUACAAUCAAGAUCCCUAAUAUCAUAAACGCACUCGCAAAGCACAAGAACGUGAGAAUCCGCCUCAUUUUUACCACAGCGGCGCGCAGCUUCCUUCAAGGCCAGAGCGAGGAGCAACCCUCCAUAGAAGAUAUCGAAGCAUACCCAAAUGUAGAUGCAGUAUACUUUGACGAGGACGAGUGGCGCGAGCCGUGGAAGCGGGGCAACAAGAUUUUACACAUUGAGCUGCGGCGCUGGGCAGAUAUCAUGGUCAUCGCACCACUCAGUGCAAAUGAGCUUGCGAAAAUUACCCAAGGUUGGUCUGACAAUUUGCUCCUCUCUGUUGUGCGUGCAUGGGACACCACUGGUUUGAUCGAUCCAGUGAGAGAUAUACCAGGCGUGCAAUGGCCACAGCAGGAGGGCGUACCAAAGAAGAGGAUACUCGUUGCGCCGAGCAUGAACACGGCAAUGUGGUUCCAGCCUAUUACGCAAAAGCAGGUGCAGGUAUUGAAUGAAGAAUGGGGACUCAAGAAUGGAGGCUGGUUUGAGGUGUUGCAGCCCAUGGAGAAAGAGUUGGCAUGUGGCGAUGUCGGUGGCGGUGCGAUGAAGGAUUGGAGAGAAAUUGUUGGUGCGCUGGAGGAGAGACUGGGUCUAAGCAGUGGUACUGAGGACACGCCCCGUCUUUGGAUCCUCUGUGUAUACAUGGUCAAUAUUUGUACGCAAGUGGAGCGAUUUUCGCGCUUGAUGCGUUAA